Messenger RNA from Phialemonium atrogriseum, 2032 nucleotides. Its product is annotated as alcohol acetyltransferase. The coding region runs from base 134 to 1651 and encodes 505 amino acids. Gene Ontology annotation, molecular function: N-acetyltransferase activity. The transcript is spliced from 2 exons. NCBI's taxonomy places the organism in Eukaryota, Fungi, Ascomycota, Sordariomycetes, Cephalothecales, Cephalothecaceae. The record is from RefSeq and is a predicted model, not a curated record.
UUCAACAAAACAAAUGCAAAUGAUCCAAUUGUAGAGCUGUGUACCUCCGUAUGGACCCCCUAUUAUUUGACUGAUAUACGUGCUCGCACUAGUGGUUAGUACGACUUACAAUAAUAAUAAAAACCACAACGCAAUGGAGCGCCCUGACGUUGUCCGCCCGCUGGGGCACAUAGAGAUGUACUCAUCAUCUCGCCAUGCCCUUGGCUUGUACCGGGGCAUAGCAAAUGCAUGCCAGUACGUGGUUCCCGCUCAGGCGUUGCGGUCAGGGUCUGGAUCCCUCAAGGCAGUGGUCGAGAGCGCGUUGGCGCGGACCAUCCUCCGGCUGGGUUCCCUGAGGGUGGGAAUAAUCGACGAAGACACGAAUAAGCCGUGUUUUACGCAUAUUCCCUCCAUUAAUCUCCAUGAUAUUAUCGAAUGGACAGUGGUAAAACAAGGAGGCGGAUCCUCGGAUUUGGAAUCCGAGCUUCUGAGGGUGAUAGAGAACCGGCUCGACCAGGCGUGGUGUGACAUGCACCUCCGCCCACCAUGGAAAUUGAUUGUUGUUGAGGAUUCCCGACGGUCCGCGGGCGGCAAGGAUCCUGUGGUCUUGGAAAUGGUCUUCGCGGCGCAUCAUGCUAUUUCUGACGGCAAGAGCACCGCUCUGCUUCACGCCGUGCUUCUGGAGGAGUUGAACCGAGCCAGCGAGCCGCCAUCGACGCUGAGGGACCACGUGCUCAGUUUCCAUGACAGCCCGGUACUUGCACCGACGCAGGAAGAACUUGUGAAGUUCAACAUAUCCUGGUCGUUCCUCUUCAGGUGUUUGUGGGACGAGUUCGGACCUGCCUGGCUGAAGAGCCAGGUACCCGAUAGGCCGUGGACGGGAAAGGCCAUUGCUCUCGCCCCGAACGGGCUGAACCUGCGUUGCGUUACCAUCCCCUCUGAUGUGGUGCAACUGGUGCUCACCGCAUGUCGGUCACACAGCACAACCUUUACCGCACUACUGCACGCCCUCGUCCUGUGUUCUCUCUCGGCCCGAGCCCCUGCCAACGUUGCCACCGCAUUUAGCUCAAGCACAGCCAUCAGCUUGCAGCCUUUUGCACGCCUGCCCCCCGGCGUUAAUAUGGACCUCUCUAAGUUCAUGACAGACAUGAACACGGCGAUGUCGCACAAGUUCGGCGCCCAGGUCGUGGCCGAACUUCGGGGAGUGGAGCCUGGAGCCUCCAAGGAGAAUCUCGUGUGGCGCUCAGCGGAGGCGUUGCGGGCUGAAAUACAAAGGCGACUCGACACGCUCCCAGACGACGACAUCACCGGCUUGUUGGCCUGGGUGGGCGACUGGAGAAAGCACUGGCUGGCCUUGAUCGGGAAACCGCGAGAUGAUACCUGGUCCGUCUCCAACAUUGGCUCGAACCGCUACAACGGCGGCAGCGGUGGCGACGCCGAAGGAUGGCGGAUCCAGAGGUCCAUAUUCACGCAGCCCGCCAUGGUUGCCGGCCCUGCCUUUGCCGUCAACGUCUCGGGCGUGGACGGCGGUGUAAUCACGCUGACGUUGAACUGGCAAGAAGGAAUCGUCGAGGCCGGGCUAAUUGAGGGCAUUGCCGGGGAUCUACAGGCCUGGUUCAAGCAUUUCAAGCAGACCCAGACGUUCGGAGGUUUCAGAGGCUGCAGCUCGUAAAUCAGUCGCGACUUCCCGUCUAAGAGACCUUCCUACCUAUUUAAUGAGGUACCUAGCUACAGAUGAACCGAGGUCAAUAUUGUAUUGGAAUGUACGAAUGCUUGGCGCGUCUAAAUCUGGGAUGCAGUGGGCUAGCCACCUAGAUACGCAGUCCCCGGCAGCAGCUCGAAAGUUACCUAGCUUCCUGUUUGACUUGGAUUGUCAUACCUUGGUUGCUCUGCCUUGGAAGGGAAGGGAGAAAUACGAAGCUUCUUUUUCCGGGGUCGUGACUGCCCCAGUGAAGGGAAAAAAAAAGGGGACCCCUCACUAGGUAAGCACGGUAAGGCAUGGAACCUGAAAAACGCCCAAUGGAUUCCAGCCAGCCCCUCGACGUUUCGUUCC